Messenger RNA from Megalobrama amblycephala (Wuchang bream), 9049 nucleotides. Its product is annotated as protein NYNRIN-like. Gene Ontology annotation, molecular function: RNA-DNA hybrid ribonuclease activity; nucleic acid binding. Lineage: Eukaryota; Metazoa; Chordata; Actinopteri; Cypriniformes; Xenocyprididae. The transcript has 2 exons. Gene Ontology annotation, biological process: DNA integration. The record is from RefSeq and is a predicted model, not a curated record. The coding region runs from base 5566 to 7473 and encodes 635 amino acids.
AACAUGUGACUAUGGUGGCUGGUGUCUCUAUUUUCACGUUCCGUGUAAUAGAAUCGCCAAUAACUAGGGCACUUUGUUGGGAAAAUUCAUUGAUUAUUAACGUAUUACCAGUAGAGAAUAGCUUGUAUGAAAAGCACUGGAAAGCACCGGGUUUUCUGCACAGAGAGCAUCAAGCAUAAAUGAAAUAUAAGUGUAUUCAAUGCAAAUUAUAAUAGCAAGUUGUGGAAAGUACCAAAGAAACCAUUAAAACAUGUUUUUUUUUUUAAAUAUAACGGCUGGCGAUCCGCCACCAUUAAAACCAAAGCUGAGGGGUAUUCAUAGAUAAUAGUGGCAAAACGCCAGGGUGGAGCUAAAAGAAAAAGAUAACUAGAGGAAUCCUCAUUGGACCUGUAACGAUAAGAAAAACAUAUAAAACGAGCUGAUUAACGCUGUUUAGAUCAGAUGUGAUGCCUGAUGAGAAGCUGACAUCUCACUUUGUUGCCUGGCAAUAAAGAAUAUCUUUUGAAGACCUGGAACUUCUGACUCUGAGAGCUUUUUUGAGAAAGAAACAGAAUCAUCUUAGGACACUGCAGACUGGCCACAACAUAAUUGGCGAGCCCCAGCCAGGAGCAGCGAGAGGUCAGAGGUGGCCCCCACGGCGGGACUGCCCUACAAAACAAAAAGGUGCCAAAUAAAGAGGUAAGCACUUUUGCUUAUAUUUGUUUUGUAUGGCCCCUUGUGAGCUGAUGCCUGGGUGGUAACUAUAAGACCUCAGCCAAACGAACCUAAAUUUAAAUUGAAAUAAUAAAUGAAAGAAUUAAGAAAAUUAAGAUAAUCAAGAUUAAAAUGAUUUAUUAUGAAUAUUAAAAUGAGGAACAAUUUCCAGGUCUUUGAAGAUAGCGCAUGCGUAGAUUAGAAGUAUUUAACACGCAGAAGUGCGUUUUGCCAGAAGUUGGCUGUAGAAGUAGUAUUUUACACGCAGAAGUGCGUUUUGCCAGAAGUUGGCUACAUAAGAAGUGUUUUAUGCAGAAGUGCAUCUCUGUCUGCCUGAAGGAGGCACAGAGGAAUGUGUGUGCGCAGAAGUGCGCUUAUUGUUUGAUGUGUGUCAGGGAAAGCCUUGUGAAGAGUGGGCAGCCCUGUAAUUGUGUUGUAUAAUAGUGUAUAAAGUGUAAAGUAAGAAAAAAAAAAAAGUGAAAUAAGGUGGAUAGAAGAAUUUUUUGGCUUUGUAUAAUUUGCAUUGAGGAAAACAGCAUGCUUAGAAUUGAUGAAAGCAUUUAAAGGUGUUUUUGUGAAUUGGGAGAACAAGCUUAUUAAUGGAUAAUGAGAACCAAAAUAAAAAUGGAAAUGUAAAAUGUGAGAAAAUUUAUGUGAGAACAAAAAAUACUCCAAAGACUUUGUGUUGCAGAUUAUUUGGACAUUUUCCAGAUUGCAGACGCUGUGAUCCAAAUAAAGAAACACAGCCAUUGAUAAAUAAAAUAAAUAAAUAAGACUGAAUUGUUUUCCCACUGUCACAAAAAUCAGAAAAAAGUUAAUGUAUUGUAAAUAUAUUGUAUAUGAAGUGUGAGUGAAAUCCCGGGUGUGUGAGUGCACAUUGAAGUGUCUGUGAGCUUGAGGAGGGGAGAGAGGUGUGUGUGUGUGUGUGAGUGUGUAGUGGAGCAGAAACAGAGAGAUUCCUUUCUAAGAAGCAACAGUUGGCCAGGAUCCAUGUUUGAAUUAUUUGUUUCAGAAUAUGAGAAAGAUAGGGUGAGAGAGUAUUGGAGGCUACAGAGAGAAGAAACCAAAUUUAGACAAGCAUUAAAAGAGUCCCAAGGGAUACGAAAUCAUUUUUGGCUUGAAACUGAAUAUAUAGACAUUGACGGGCAGAGAAGGGAGCUUACUGAACAGAAAAAAGAACAGUUGCUGAAAGAUUUAGUAAAAGUCACCAAUGCAAAAUUGAUUGAAAAAGAAUGGCCUUUAGUGGAUUGGAGUGGAGAAAUUAAAAAACAAAUAACACUUGAAAAGCUAAGGCCAUAUUUAGCUAAAUUUUGCCAUCCCAGAACAACACUUCUAGAAGCAUUGCUGACAGCAGCAGAAAUAGAAUUAGACCCAAUUCUCAUUCCCUACCUGAAAAGAAAUGUUGGGUAUCGUUGGCCUCAGGAUUUAGGAGGAGCAACUAUAUUGCAAAAUAUUUACAUCAUUGUAAAUUCAUGCACAAGACCAGUACAGUGGAAAAGUGACAGGAUUUUUAAAUUAGGGAAAAAAGGAAUUAAAAGUGUCACAACCACCAAUUGGACGCUGGGAAAACUGGCAGUGUCAGUGGUGCUGAGGAACAAUCCAGAAAACAUACAUCACUUGUGGGUGGAGAUAAGGAGGGGCAAGAGGGAAGUGGAGGAGCAGCCAGUGACUGUGGAAGAUGACAGACCCUCAAGCAGGGAAGCAGAAGCGAAAGAGGGGGAAGAAGGGGAGGAGGAUUUUGAAUACUAGAGAGAGAGAAAGUUUGAUUGAAGUGUUUGAGCCAUUGGAUUUUAUUACCUUUCCCAAAGCACAAUUACAAAUUUCAAUAACAGUAGUAGGAGGAUUUAAUGCAAAUUUAACCUCAUGUCUCACUUAUUCAUAUUGGGCAGGAGGAAUAACAGCAAUUGGGCGGAGAGUUGAGGAGAACGAGCUCUGGAGUUUUGAAUUGAUCUGCUUGGGGGAGGACAUUAUUUGGAAACGCAACAAUUACAGUUGGCUGGAUCUGGAAGACGUGACUCUGAAGCCAUUGACUGAGCGUUCCUCUAGCGGAAGAGAGCAGACACCUUUUUUCCUUCACUUACCAAGGUAAACAGUAUACAUACACCAGGAUGCCCCAGGGGUUCAAACACUCACCACAUGUAUUUAACCACGUUUUAAAGGUUGAUUUGGAAGAUCUGAGACUGGAUAGCACACUGAUACAAUAUGUGGAUGAUUUAUUAAUCUGUUCAACGACAUUGGAACAGUGCCAUCAAGAUUCCAUCAAAGUGCUCACCAAAUUGGCAGAAGGAGGUCACAAGGCCUCAAAAGAAUAGUUACAGUAUUGUAUGACACAAGUAGAAUAUUUAGGCCGAAUUAUUGCUCACCAGACAAAAGCAAUUUCUCCAAGCCAAUUAGAAGGAAUUAGCAAAGCGCCACUGUGGGACAAAUGAUGACCUUUUUAGGUAUGACAGGGUUUAGUGCUGAUUGGAUUGAAGAAUAUGCAAUAAAAACAGCCCCAUUAAGGGCAAUGAUGAAACAAGUUGGUCAUCAAAAUCUCGGAGCAAAACUUGUAUGGGAUACUGAGGCACUGAUUGCCUUUGAAACAUUAAAAAAGGAGCUCCAAACUGCUCCUGUACUUGCUACGCCAGACUAUGGUAAGGUAUUUCAUUUAUAUGUUGCUGAUAGAAAAGAUGGCUAUGCUUCAGCAGUAUUAAUGCAAGAGACAUGUAGUGGCAGGAAAAAACAACCACUUGCUUACUAUAGCACCAAAUUGGAUAGUGUAGCCCAAGGCUACCCACCAUGCUAUCAGCAAGGCUUAGCGGCUGUAUAUUUUGCUUAUGACAAAGCAUCCACUGUGACAAUGGGCUACCCAGUCAUUAUAUAUACCCACCACAAGGUGGCUGAACUGUUAGAAAAAGGAAGAUUUGUUUUGACACAGGCAAGAGGCCUUACGUAUUCUAGCCUGUUAACAUAUCCUGACAUUACUAUCAAACGAUGUACAACAACAAAUCCAGCAAACUUCAUCCCUUUGGAGGGAGAAGGAACCCCACAUGAGUGUGUGACAGAAUCUCUGGCUUUCACUCGAUUGAGACCAGAUUUGGAAUCAAUUCCAAUUUCUGAUGCAAAUGUUGACUAUUUUGUUGAUGGAUCAUGUUUUAGAGAUCAUUUGGGGAACCAUGCUGGAUUUGCAGUUGUAAAAAGAGAAGGAGAUGACUUUAUCCCGGUCUUACUCAAACAUUGUGAACAGCCAUGCUCAGCACAAUUGGCAGAAUUACGGGCACUUACUGAGGCAUGUCUAUUGGCAAAAGAUCAAGUAGCAAACAUCUAUACUGACUCUGCAUAUGCACAUGGAGUAUGCCAUUUAUUUGGAGCAGUAUGGAAACAAAGAGGGUUCAAAAAGAGUGAUGGAACACCAAUCCAACAUGGAGACCAAAUUACUAAAUUGAUCUCGGCUAUGAUGUACCCAACAAGGUUGGCUAUCAUUAAAUGUCAGGCACAUAAGAAAGGUAACGAUUUUGUAAUUAAAGGUAAUAAUGCUGCGGACACUUUUGCAAAACAGGCCUCAGGGUGUCAGUUGUCUGUGAUGGCACCAUCAGUUUUAAUCCAACCGGUUCCAACUCUUGAGCACAUAAGUGAAAUGCAAAACAGAGCACCCCCUUAUGAAGUAGCAAUAUGGCAACAACGAGGAGCCACAAGAGAUGCUAAUGGACUUUGGCGCUCUCAUGAAGGAUUCAUGAUAGCUCCAAACCCACUGUUGACAAUUUUAAUCACGGAUGCGCAUGGGUUUGCCCAUUGCGCAAGGGGGGAGAUCUUAAAGAAAAUAAAAAGACAGGGAUUCUGGUCACCCUAUAUGCAACAAAGAGUAGACGAGUACUUAAGUGAAUGUGAAGUCUGUGCACAAAACAAUGUUAGAAGAGGAACAGCAACACCACUAGGCUCAAUACCAGUUCCAGAGGGGCCUUUCAAACACCUAGUACUAGAUUAUGUGGACAUGAUUAAAUCUGUAAGGGGGAAAAGAUACAUGCUAGUGAUAAUAGAUCGAUUUAGUAGAUGGGUGGAAGCAGAACCCUCAGCAGAUCAAGGAGCUAAAACAGUAAUCAGAUUUUUGACCAGAGAGGUUAUCCCAAGAUUUGGCAUACCAUCCCAGAUUAGUUCUGACAAUGGCUCAGCCUUCAUUCAAAGAACAGUAAAGACAGUAAUACAACAGCUACGAAUCAAGCAGAGAUUAGGCUGCAUAUACCACCCUUCCUCCCAGGGUAUUGUUGAGCGUGCCAAUGGCACCCUCAAGGCCAAACUCAACAAGAUUUGUGCAGAUACAAAACUUAACUGGGUAGAUGCGUUACCCCUUGCCCUUAUGAGUUACCGCAUGCAAACUAACAGAGUGACAAAUCUGACUCCCCAUGAGAUGUUGACAGGGAGACUCACGCCUGCGCCUCAUUUGAGAGGCCCGUAUGAAGGACCGCCCCUAGAACAGCUUGAGACUGAAAUAAGGGCCUAUAUGAGACAAUUGACUUCCAUACAUGAAGCCAUACAUACUCAGGAGCAAAACAGGGGCCAAGAGAGGAGGAAGAGGCACCCUGUCCAGUGCUCCCUGGAGAUCAGGUCUAUUUGAGAGUUUUUAGGAGAAGAUGGAAUGAGCCAAGGCGAGAAGGACCUUAUACUGUAGUAAGAGCAACCCCAACUGCAGUCCAAGUAGAAGGAAGAACGACUUGGUAUCAUUUGAAUCAUUGUACUAGGGUGCCAAGGCUGAGACGGAGAGAAGAAGAGGCAGAAGAGGAUGCAGACCAAGAUGCCCAAGAAGGGGAGGGGCCAGGGGAUCCAGGUGAGGGACCUAGUAAUGUUGUUGCUGAACCUUCUUCUAGGGAAGCUGAGCAACCUGAGACACGAGAUGAGAUGCGGGGACAAGAUGACGCCCCACAAGCAGGUGAAACUGGGGAGGAGGGUCUUGACAUUGAUCCUGCUGCUGAUGUACCUGCUGAAUCAGCUGCCACUGAUCCAGAGCCGUCAGGUGACCAAUCUCCUGAGGCAGGACCCUCCACCAGUGAACAACCUCGGCCAAAUGGAUUCCUCACCGAACUCCAAGGUAUUGACCUACCCACUGCAGACAGCGGAUCCCCAGCCAGUUACCUCCCAGGUCUCAACAUCACAGGAGACUUUCCCACCCUCAAUCAAAAGACCUUGAGGAAAUCAUCGGAAGUGAUCCAACUCAAAAUGAUUAAUUCAACUCAAGGUACUGUUGUAAAUAGAUCUAUAAGGAAACGAGCUGCAGACCUGAAUGACACUGACUAUGAAGGAUUAGGGUAUGAUAUGGCUUUAGAAAUGCACAAAGAAAAACUGUUGGACAUUGCUUAUCACAAAGAGUGGUAUAAGUGGGCAGAAUAUACUGCCAAACAAUCAAAGAGAAAGACUUGUUUGUUGUGCUCGCCAUCUCCCUUAAAAAAGUUAACAGUGGUACCUGACGAAUAUAGCUUUGCACACUGUGCCAGAUUUUACUCGAAUCACUGUGUAAAUAUAUCAGGGCGAGUUGCUCCUUAUUGCCCUGCAGAGUGUCUGGCAUUACUGGGAAGUAAAUACUAUCACAGGUACUAUGAGCAAGAAUAUUGGGGAGAUGAAUGUAGAAAAUUAGAUGUAAGAAUUGACCUAAGGCGAAGAGAAACUCCCAGUAACUAUGUCUUUGAUCAAACCUUAAUAUAUGAAUGCUUCAACAAGUCAAAAGGGGAUGUAGAUUACGGAAGCUUUCAAGGACAGUGUGGAAUAAUUUGGCACUUAGAUAGGGACAUGUAUGAAAAUCCAAAUGUACAUAAAGCAUUUAGUAGAAUAUAUGCUACAGCUACUGUAAAUAUUAACAUGACAGUUAUUACAACUAAAGAAGCCUGUGAAAAUGCCACGCUAGCCUUCCCAAUAAUAGAUCAAUUUGAAGCAAUAGAUGAAGCAAUUGCUGAUCACUUUUGGAUAUGUGGAGGCAAACGACUAAGAGCCACCUUACCAAAGGGGUGGAAAGGGAUAUGUGCUAGAGUAAGACUAGCUCAAGAAGUAGUAAUGGUUGAUUGGGACCCAGAUGAUGAAACACCAAGCCAGCAUGUAACUCCCGGGCAUAGAGCCAAAAGAGCAUACAAACCAGAUCCUAAUGUGGUAAUAGACGCAAUAGGCCAGCCUAGAGGCAUACCACAUGAAUUUAAAGCAAGAGAUGAAGUGAAAUCAGGAUUUGAGUCUAUAUUUGUUUGGAUAACCCCAAAUAAGAAUGCUGAAUGGAUUAACUACAUUUACUAUAAUCAGCAAAGGUUUAUUAAUUACACAGAUGAUGCUCUGAUGGCUCUGGGAGAACAAUUGAAAUACACCAGUAAAAUGACCUGGCAGAACAGGCAAGCGCUGAAUUGGUUACUCGCGGAAAAAGGCGGGGUUUGCGUGAUGUUUGGAAUUGACUGUUGUACCUUUAUCCCAAACAAUACAGCACCUGACGGAUCCUUUACCAAAGCCAUGAAGAAGCUAAAGAGUCUGAGAACAGAAGUCACUGAAAAUGCUGGAAGAGACAGAAAAAUUGGAGAAUGGUUUGACUCUCUCUUUGGCUCAUGGAAAGAAUGGCUGGUAAAGGUGGGAGUAAUAGUAGCAGUUGCUGUUGGAAUCUUUGUGUUGUUGUUCUGUUGUGUGUUACCUUUUCUCAGAUCAAUGAUGGCAGGUGCAGCAGCCAAGCAGAUGGUGAAUGUGUCUGUAAAACAAUCUGGGAUUGACAUUGGAUGCACCACGACAACUGGAGUGUAUCCAAUAGGUCCAGGUCUGGAUGAGCUGGACGAAUUCCCAUGAAAUGAUCCCUAACUGGGGGUAAUGGAAGGGGUGCCACUUUUUUAUUUUUGACCCUGAAUUUAAUGCUGUCUUUGAUAGAGAGGGAGGUAGUCAAGAACAUGUAUUUUCUUUUGGGGCAAAAACUCAAGUAAGCAUUUCAGACAAUGGGUAGAGUAGGCAGUUAGUAAGUGGAUGUUUUGUUUGUUAUUUUGGCAUAAACCCCCUUCCGAUUUUUAUUUUCAUUUUUGUUUUUCCAUUAUUAUAAAAAUACCUGCACACUAUUAAAUAUCACUUUAAGAAUGAGAGGGGACGAAUGAGGGUCAGAAGCAGGCCAUCAUCCGGCACAAAGCCAAGCGUAAAAAAAAAAAAAAAAAAAAAGUGGCACUUGGUUGACCGAGGGAUGAUGCAACCCGAUUAUAGGGAAAAGAAUAUGAAGGCCUUUUACUAUUUUAUUAUUCUUAUUUAACCAAUGAAAGCUCACUUUUGAAUAUAAUGUACACUCACUUAUCCUUUGAGAAUCCUAUUGGUGACUGGAGGAAGGAUCGACGAGCACCUCAGUGCUUUGCAGCAAGGGCUGACUCUACUGGUGGUUUAAAAACCCGCUGUCAGUCCCAACUCCAGAUAGUACCCUAGGCAGGUCCAGGUACCUCUGGCAACGGUGGAGCAGCCCAGAUAGCGCUCCAGGCCACCGGAAGCGCCUGAGAGUUCCUCUGGCAUCGUGGGACUAUAUACACAUAUAGAUGUGCAUUCUACUACUGUCAUUAUUCUAUUACUGUAUGAUGUAAUCACUGAAGUGCAUUGAUCUACUGAUAUAACCAAAGCUUGUUCAUCAAUUAAAAUGUGAAGAAGUAUCCCCCUAAAAAGAAGGUUUUAGGUAGGGAGAUGGGAUCUUUUACUCCUCUCUAGCUAAACAAAGGGGGGGAAAUGUUUGGUCUCAUUCUCCUCUGGAGUGUGUCCCCAUGGGAAGGUCACUUGGUAGAAAAAAGAUGGGUGACUAUUCUUGGUCACUAAGAAAGAAGAAGGAAACAGGCUGACCUAUGAGGACAUGCUCUGGGAUAAGGGCAUAGAGGUGGGGCUAAAGAGAGCCCCAAAGGGGGGAUGUGUUGGGAAAAUUCAUUGAUUAUUAACGUAUUACCAGUAGAGAAUAGCUUGUAUGAAAAGCACUGGAAAGCACCGGGUUUUCUGCACAGAGAGCAUCAAGCGUAAAUGAAAUAUAAGUGUAUUCAAUGCAAAUUAUAAUAGCAAGUUGUGGAAAGUACCAAAGAAACCAUUAAAACAUGUUUUUUUAAAAAAUAUAACGGCUGGCGAUCCGCCACCAUUAAAACCAAAGCUGAGGGGUAUUCAUAGAUAAUAGUGGCAAAACGCCAGGGUGGAGCUAAAAGAAAAAGAUAACUAGAGGAAUCCUCAUUGGACCUGUAACGAUAAGAAAAACAUAUAAAACGAGCUGAUUAACGCUGUUUAGAUCAGAUGUGAUGCCUGAUGAGAAGCUGACAUCUCACUUUGUUGCCUGGCAAUAAAGAAUAUCUUUUGAAGACCUGGAACUUCUGACUCUGAGAGCUUUUUUUAGGAAGAAACAGAAUCAUCUUAGGACACUGCA